AGCUCCCUGUUCCUUAGCCUCUGGAGGAACAGGCCUUCCGCCCUUGGGAGACUAGAUUUGGUUCUGCUCAUUUGCUAGGCUCCCCUUCUCCCUUUUUAUUUGGUCAACAUGAAUUUCUCCGAGGUAUUUAAACUCUCCAGUCAGUUGUGCAGAUUCUCUCCGGAUGGAAAAUGCUUGGCCUCAGGUGUCCAGUAUCGUUUGGUGGUUCGUGAUGUAAACACUCUCCAAAUUCUGCAGCUCUUCACCUGCCUAGACCAAAUCCAGCACAUUGAGUGGUCUUCAGAUUCUCUUUUUAUAUUAUGUGCAAUGUACAAGCGUGGAAUUGUGCAGGUCUGGUCCUUGGAACAGCCUGACUGGCACUGCAAGAUCGAUGAAGGCUCAGCGGGACUAGUGGCUUCUUGCUGGAGUCCGGAUGGCCGUCACAUUCUCAAUACUACAGAGUUCCACCUGCGGAUAACUGUCUGGUCCUUGUGUACAAAAUCUGUGUCUUAUAUCAAGUAUCCCAAGGCCUGUCAGCAGGGAAUAGCAUUCACAAAGGAUGGCCGGUACAUGGCCUUGGCAGAGAGGAGGGACUGCAAAGACUACAUCAGCCUCUUUGUAUGCAGCGAUUGGCAGCUUCUGAGGCAUUUUGAUACUGAAACACAGGACCUGGCUGGGACAGAAUGGGCCCCGAAUGGCUGCGUGUUGGCAGUGUGGGACAGCUGCCUGGAGUAUAAAGUUUUGCUGUACUCCCUCGACGGGCGUCUGCUGUCCACAUACUGUGCUUAUGAAUGGUCACUAGGCAUUAAAUCUAUCGCCUGGAGCCCCAGCAGCCAGUUCUUGGCAAUCGGCAGCUAUGAUGAAAAGGUGCGCAUUCUGAACCAUGUGACUUGGAAGAAAAUUACAGAAUUUGAGCAUCCUGCAAACAUUGCUAGCCCAAAGAUAAUUGUCUAUAAGGAGGUGGAGAAAUCGCCAGCAGUGGAAGUGGAGAAACUUGCCUUCCCCCCUACCAAGAAAAUGGCAAGCUCUCUCUUUAGCACAAAGAGCAAAUAUGAAAUUGCCCAGGUCCCAGUUUCUUUGCAUCAUGUCAAACCUGCGGUGGACCGGGCAAAUCCUAGAAUUGGAGUUGGAAUGUUAGCUUUUAGCUCAGAUAACUGCUUCCUGGCGACCAGAAAUGAUAAUAUUCCUAAUGCUCUUUGGAUCUGGGAUGUCCAAAAGAUGAAGCUGUUUGUGAUCCUGGAGCAGCUGUGCCCAAUCCAGCUUUUCCAGUGGGAUCCCCGUCAGUCCCGGCUUGCCAUUUGUACUGGGAACAGCAGAGUGUACCUCUGGUCCCCAGCAGGAUGCGUGUCUGUACAGGUACCAGUGGAAGGUGACUUCCAGGUAACUUCUCUGUGCUGGCACUCCAGUGGGGACUCUUUGGCUCUCCUGAGUAAGGACAAUUUUUGUAUGUGUUACUUAGAAAAAGAAGAGGAAGAUGUGAAAUAGCUACACCCAAAGCUAAGCUGGGUUAAAAUGGAAGCCUGGUUUUGUGUACUGGUUCUCCAGCAUUGCAAGUGGAGGGGGAGGGUAGAGAGAAACUGCUGCUGGGCUUAGUCUGUAUAUAGAUGUGUGGAAGCUUGUAUUUGCCCUUGAUGCACUUUAAACAGCUGAGCAGUAUAAAAUGUUAUGAAAUAGUGAGGAAACAGGUGUUUUCGCUUUAAACUUAUAGAUCCCUUUACAACAUAAUGUAUAUCUUAGUGUGUAAACUACUUAGUUUAUUUUGAAAAUAAAACAAAACAUUUUUGUUACAUAAUGCAUUAUUAAAACAUGGCUACAAG
This is a messenger RNA of Lacerta agilis (Sand lizard), 1796 nucleotides long. It is a transcript of the gene WRAP73, whose product is annotated as WD repeat containing, antisense to TP73. The coding region runs from base 109 to 1464 and encodes 451 amino acids. Gene Ontology annotation, biological process: mitotic sister chromatid segregation; protein localization to mitotic spindle pole body; microtubule anchoring at mitotic spindle pole body. The transcript has 12 exons. The record is from RefSeq and is a predicted model, not a curated record. Gene Ontology annotation, cellular component: mitotic spindle; MWP complex; microtubule organizing center. Gene Ontology annotation, molecular function: protein binding. Lineage: Eukaryota; Metazoa; Chordata; Lepidosauria; Squamata; Lacertidae.